Striga hermonthica is the source of this 1173-nucleotide messenger RNA. NCBI's taxonomy places the organism in Eukaryota, Viridiplantae, Streptophyta, Magnoliopsida, Lamiales, Orobanchaceae. The record is from the annotation of a GenBank genome assembly.
AUGGUAGGAGCUGUAGAGCUGCAGACUGAUAUCAAUGUUUCGAAUCCCACGGCGAAAAACUCACCGGAAGUAAACACCGAAACCGACAAGAAGACAUCCUUAAUAAUCCCCUGCAUUAGACAAUACAAAUGGUGGAUCCAAAUGAUAAUCUACUCGUUUUUCGUCCUCGCCGGACAAUCCGUGGGCACUAUCUUGGGCCGUCUAUAUUUCGACAAUGGCGGUAAAAGUGAAUGGAUGGCCACAUUAGUCCAAGUCAUCGGCUUCCCGAUUCUCAUCCCUUUCCAAUGGCUCACAUCCGAGAAAAAAUGCAACAACCAAACUCGAACGAACACGGUUAAAAAACCGUUCCCUUUAACCUUAGCCACAUUUUACGUAGCAAUCGGCAUUUUUUUAGCUGCCGAUUGCUUGCUUUACUCGAUCGGCCUUCAAUAUCUCCCGGUCACAACCUAUACUCUAAUAUGUGCUAGCCAGUUGGGUUUCAAUGCCCUUUUCUCGUACUUCCUCAACAAACAAAAAUUCACUCCUUACAUUGUGAAUUCCUUGGUUUUGCUAACAAUUUCAUCUGUGCUCCUCGUUUUUCAAACCGAGCCCGGAGACUCAAACAAAGCCUCGGAAAAAAAGUACGCGAUCGGGUUUUUAUGCACGUUGGGUGGCUCGGCCGGGUACGCGCUAAUGCUUUCCCUCACGCAGCUCGCGUUUCAUAAGAUCAUCAAGAAAGAGACGAUCAAUGCAGUAAUCGAGCUGACGAUUUAUGAGAAUAUGGUGGCGAGUUUUGUGGUGAUAAUCGGGGUUUUCGCGAGUGGGGAUUGGGAGAAGCUGGGUCGGGAGAUGAGGGGAUAUAAAUCGGGAGAGGUUUCGUAUGUGAUGAACUUGGUUGGGACUUCGGUUUGUUGGGUUACGUUUGGAGUGGGCUGUGUUGGGCUGGUUUUCAAGGUCUCGUCGUUGUUUUCGAACGUGAUUAGUAUUUUGGGCCUGCCCGUGGCCCCGGUGCUAGCUGUGAUUUUCUUGAAGGAUAAGAUGACGGGCUUGAAGUCCGUGGCUAUGUUGCUCGCCGUGUGGGGGUUCGUUUCGUAUGUUUAUCAACAUUACUUGGAUGAUUUGAAGAUGAAGGAGGAGAAAAGCAGAUUGGAUUGUGAGCAAGCUGCAAAAGUUGGUCUUGUUGCUGAGGAAUGA